AUGUCUUCGGGAGAAGGAAAACCUCAGCCCAAUGUUCAUGCGACUCCGGCAGGGACGAAUGGCGACCAUUCGUGGGGUAGGUCGAGCACAUGGAAUUGGGAUAGUUACUGGGGAAGAUCUGCCUGGAAUGACUGGAGUGAUUGGAGUUGGCAAGGCUCUACCUGGAGCGGCGCUGGCCGUGAUGAUGGCUGGAGGCGAAGUAGCUGGGAUGCUACAGCAGGCAGUGGCGAGCCUGCCGCGAAGGAAGGCGAAGAUCCUGAUGACCAUGGAUCAGGCGAAGGCCACGGCGCUGGCGAUGGCGCGGCGGCGGCCAGUACUCCGACCCCUACGGCACCUUUCACGACUCCUUCUUCUACACGAUUCACCGGACCUUCGACGGCCCUGCCGAGGGACGGCAAAGGUCCUUCGGAAAGACUUGUCGUGCCAAGCUUCACGGGCGAUGUGGACCACGAGGAUGGCGAUCUCGGCACCUCGGCAAGAUCGUACUUGAGGCAGGUCACUGCCUGGAGAAAGAUGACACGGCUGGCGAAGGAUAAGCAAGCAUUGGUCCUCUACCAGCACCUCUCGAGCAAGGCCUGGGUAGAGGCGGAGAACUUGGACCUGGACAAGCUUGCGACCGACGAUGGCGUGGAGUACUUUAUGCAAUGGGUGAGAGACCGCUACCUCGAUGCGCAGGUCACUCAAGUUGGACGGAGCCUUUCGGAGUUCUUCAGGCGCCUGCGAAAGAAGCCAGGGCAGGCCAUUCGCGACUAUGUCGGGGAGUUCGAUCGUGCUCAUGCUCGUCUCGUUGAGGCUGGCUGUUCUCUUCCUGACAUUGCGGCAGCAUGGGUGUUUGUCGACCGGAUGCAGCUGGAAGAAUCGGCGGAGCUCAACUUACUGGCUUCGGUGGGCAACAUCUACGACCUCCGUCCUCUUCAGCGGGCCGCCAUUGUUCAAGACAGGGCCCUCAGGAAGCCUUGGGAGAACGGAGGCAAGGGCUCUGGCAAGAAUAACAAAGGAGAGUGGUGGAAGAACAGGACCCGAAACGUCUUCCACACCGACUUUGGCGAGGAGAACGACUUCCCCGACGGCAACUACGAUGACCAGGAGGGCGACGACGACGAUGCGCCGGUCCCUGAGGAGGUGGCCGAGGAGCUCUACGAGGCCUACAUGACUCACGAAACCGCGAAGGCAAAGUACAGAGACCUGGCCAAGGCAAGGGGCACGGACGCUGCUAAUCUCAAGAAGAUCUCGGAGGAGAAGCUGAGAUUGGCAAAGGCACGCAGCUUUUGCGCAGGAUGCAAGAGGAAAGGACACUGGCAUCGUGAUGCAGAGUGCCCCCUCAACCAGGCCAAGAAUGGUGGCGGCACGGCGACUUCCACCACGGCGGCGACAAGCGGCUCUGGCAAUGGGCAAGGAAUCAAGAAUUCUUUCAGUGCCAUGUGGUCCAUGAUUUCGGAGGACCUCAUGGCCAUCACCGAUACGGCUUGCUCCAGAUCCGUUGCUGGGGCACCAUGGCUGGAACGUUACCUCCAGGUCCUCGACAAGAAGGGCGGCAAACCUGUCUUCAUCAACGGGAUCGAGAAGUUUAAGUUUGGUGCCUCUAAGGUCUUUGAGUCGUGCUUCUCUGUGGUGAUCGGGUUCACUUUGGGCAAGUAUGUGAUUUUCGUCAAGACUGCCAUUGUAGAGGGUGAUGUUCCUCUCCUUCUGAGCAAGCCUAGCCUAGGAGCUAUGGGGAUGAUCUUCGAUGUAGCGCACAACGUUGCUGAUUUUACGGCCCUCAGCCUGAAGGCUUUUGCCAUUUUGGUGACCGAGACAGGACAUCCAGCGAUCGCUCUGGUCCCGUCAACUACCAAGGUUCACCCUGAGCAGCCCCAUCAGUGGAACGCCGAGGUUUCUGAGAUUCAGAUCGUUCCGCUGAGUCCGCAAUACGAUGCUGCACAUGAGGCGUUCACGUUGCAAGCUCAGCCGCAGUCCAACAACAGUGGGGAGCAUGUCAAUGACACGGACACGAACCUCAGUCAGGACUUCUGGAUUGAGACCAAGCAAAACGAGACCUAUGGUGCCACUCCCUACACGGCCCUACACCCUCUCCUUGCAGUGAUCAUGGAACAGCCUCCGCGCACCCCACCUCGGCCGACGAAGCUAUGGAGCAUGAACAAGACGGAGCUGUUGGAGGAAGCUAUGAGGGAAGGACUCCCAGUCCUCCCCACGUGGAACCUCGAGGAAAUUCGAUCGGUGGUGCGGGAGCACCGGGCCAACAUGGAUUCCCAGAGCCCCGAGGCCAACUUGAAGGGCAUCGGGUCAAUGACGUUGGCACAACUCAGGACCUUGGCGGAGCAGCACGGCAUAGUGGUGCCCGAGAAAGCGACACGUGGACUCCUCAUGCGACUGGUGCGUGCGGAGGUGGAGAACGCCGACGGGAUGAUCGAGACGUCCCGGAACAGCAAUGCCUUCGAGGACCUUCGCAAGUUGGCGAACUACGGUCGGGCCAAGUUCAAGGCGAAGGAGUCCCCCAAGAAGGAAGUCCCGUACUGGAUGGAGCCGGAGAUCAAUUCGAUGGUGUCGAUUGCGGCGGCUUCGAGCUCGGCGGCGGUAGCGACCACGACAAGGCGAGGCUACCAGAAGAACAAGGAUGCGCCGCACAUGCCGGUGGCCAAGGGCAAGGGAAAGAUCGAGGACCCGGACAGGACCACGACGAGACGCAUGGCAACCCAUGCCAACGCGGACAGCCGGCGCAUGGAGCUGGAGCCGGACGAGAUGGCCAAGAAGGAGAUCUACGAUUUGGAGGACGAGAUCUUCUACGACGCCUUCGACGAUGAGUACCACGAUGCCCUGGAGUUUCCCGACCUCGGUGGCAACCACGAGACCGAGCCGAAGGCAUUCCAGGCCUACCCCACAGAGGUCUUCGAGGAUGAGGAAGCGGAGAGCUACCUGUUCUGCGAUGGAGACCAUGUUCGGCGGGAGGUGUACGCCGCCAAGGGCGGGCUUGCCGAUGCCAUGGAAAAGCUCGGCUACAAGGCGAGGCGCUUCGACUUCCCGGAGUGGAAAUUCGAACUCCUCAGCCAUCGACGCCGUCUGUGGCAACUUUACAUUGAGGAGGCCCCUGAUAUCGUGUGGAUUGCACCUCCAUGCACGUUAUGGUCGCCUUUGCAGACUUGGAACAAGGAUCUUGGGGCGCUCGAGGUCUUGUGGACAAGGAGGAGCUACGACCACCGCACGAACCUCUCAAUGACGAGGAGGCUGUACAGAGGGCAGAUGAAGCGGAAGAAAAUCGGAGUUGUCGAACAUCCUUGGACGUCAUCGGCUUGGAAAACGCCGGCUUUCAAAGGACUUGGUGGACACAAUGUUGAUCUUGACCAAUGUGCUUUCGGCAGCACCUUGCCCAACGACGAGGGGAUCGACACCCCCAUACAGAAGAGGACAUGCCUCAAGGUCACCUAUGAGGAGUUGGUCCCGUUGCUCCACAGGAAAUGCCCAGGAGGACAUGUCCACCAACACGUGGUUGGUUCUCUACCUGCUGGAGGCGGGUCACGGGCCAAGGCGGCAGGAGCAUAUCAACCUGGCUUCUGCGCUGAGAUUGCUGAAGCUCUCGACAACGUCUUCCACGAGGGCGAGUGUAUCACCAGCGAAAUUCGAGAGGUCGUGGACCACGUGUUGCUCGAGCACGAGGCAGACCAGGAUAACACCAAUGAUGCGGAGGAGGCCGCCCGAAUGGCUUUGAGCCGGAACGACUUCUCCUUCACCACCCUGGCAAAGAUCGCCAAUCGCAUCGACGCGGCGAAACAUCGUCAUCGUCGUCACAAAAAGGAUGGAAAGUUGGCUGACAACGAGUUCGCCUUCAUAGGGGGACUUUGGCAGUUCGGCGGCAAGCACGGCAUCACGAAGGGGACGAUCCUAUACCCGAACGUCUGCCGGUACCUCAAUGGCUUCUUUCGAGAGCUGGACAUAGUGGAUGGACCUCUUUCUAUCUGGGCAAGAACAUCCAGACAACCGUCCACACCGAUCAUCACAACAUGCGCGGCACCGAGAGCAUCACGGUCACCUUCGGAGACUUUUCUGGAGGAAGAUUGUGGGUCAGCAAAGGAGACCACCAGGAGCUUCAAGGAGAAGAAGUUUGGCAGGUGGACCGGACAGGGAAGAGACUUCCCGGCACAUACGUCUCGACCAAGGAGACCCCUUUCGUUUUUGAUGCCCGUCAGCCACAUUGUACGAGCCAUGGAGUGGAACGCGAUGGUGCCUGACUAUGUAUACUGGGCGCAGCCUUGUCAAUGCGUCCAAGUGUUUGAAGGAGUCCCUCCGGAGCUAUGGCUUUCCUCUUGUACAAGAAAGAACGACCGGCGAGGUCGACUCGAAGAUGCGACCACCGAGGCGCAGUACGAGGCGAACUUUGUGGAAGAACGCCAAACGAGUUGGAGCCUUGGCUACGUGGUCGAUUUUGGCGGCAAGCUCGAUGGCCACAACCGGGUGCGACGAAAGCCUGAGGACCACUGCCCUCUUUGA
Symbiodinium pilosum is the source of this 4482-nucleotide messenger RNA. The record is from the annotation of a GenBank genome assembly. NCBI's taxonomy places the organism in Eukaryota, Dinophyceae, Suessiales, Symbiodiniaceae.